UCUCUCUCUCUCUCUCUCUCUCUCUCUCUCUCUCUCUCACCCUCAGUAUUUUUGGGCAGUUUAAUCAGAGCACGUCUCAUGUAUUGUCUCGAAGGGUUCUCUUGACUAUCGUUUAAUGGCGUGGUUACGACUAAUGAUUUUGUUCAUACAGAAAAAGUGCAAAGCAACAAUUCUUCUAGUGAUGGAUUCCGUAUCAAUUUGACAGUGGAAAAGGAUGGAAAUUCAGGUUACUUCGAUAAGUGAAAUGGAACAAUCAAACUAUGGCAAUUAACUGUCAGUUGUCGUAUGCCGCUGUAAAAAUUGUAUAUCGUUCUUUUUUCUUCUUUUUUUCUUGCGGUUAUGGUAGAAAACAAAUCGAAAAUUCGCAAUAAUCAAGUGUCGUUUAUAUAGCACAUUUGAGGGCUCGGAGAUGCAUCUCAGUAUCCGAUUAAGAAACAAUCACAUCGUUCCAUCGAACUGAAUUAGAAGUUAUUAUAUUAUACUAUUAUUAUCCUGCUGAAGCCAAAGAUGAUUGUACAUAUCAAGCAGUAUAUUACUAUAAACAUGUCCUUAUUUUAGUGAAUAAUGGGCAAGUACAAAUCUAAAUAUCCACAUAAAUUUGGUUCGUCCGACCUGUUAUGCAGUUUCAUUUGCAUCUGCCUUCAUCUUAUAAAUCUGGUGGCGGUAAAACAAUGCUUUGUUUACUGGUGUCUGUUGCAGUAACUGUUGGUAUGACCUUAUGCAGUUGUGAGCGCCGUAAAACCCUGUACUAAACAAAACAAUUAAAAUCAUGUGACCUAUUUGCACAAAUAUGAAACAGUCACUCCAGAGAGAUGAGCCAGUGAACGCUGAACGCUGUUUUCCUACUCACAGACGUACAAUCAGAGUUGUGUUUGACGCGACCAGUGGACAACCAUGCCCUUGACCGCCCCAGUGCUAGUUUCAGAGCUAGGCGGGACUCGGCCGAAACCAAAUGGCCAGGUUAUUGUAACGCGAAAGUUUCUCAUUUCCGGAACUUUGCCUGGCUUGCCAGAGAGGCUGUCCCCGCCACAGCUGCCUUAUGAUAGCCAGAUCCUCAGGUUCCGGGCCUCGCCGACCCCGGACUCCAUCAGAGAGAGGCUGCUGGCGUGUAUGAGUGGACAACUCCGCGGGUUCAGACAGAGAAGAGAGCCGGCCCGUGCACAACUCACUCCCCGCUAAGACGCCGGCCCUGAGGAACACCGGCAUCCGGAGUAGUCUGGUCAGGGGGGAACAACUCCUCUCACAACGGAACUCAGGUGCCCGGGAACCUGAAGACCUCAUUGCCAUGGGAACACUUUGGAGCCCUGCCAACAAUACCAUCACCACCACAAACAACAACAACAACAACAACAGCGGGGCCAGCAGCAGCGGACCCACCCGCAGUUCCAGCAAUACCACAGCCAGUAAUAAGUCCUUGUCAGGCAACAACAACGGCAGCAGCAGCAGUAACAACAACAACAAUAAUGGUGGCGGUGGUGUGUGUGGCUCUCAGAGAAAGCCCAUCUCAGUCGCGAUGUCCAGUGGUCGCCUAGGACACAGCUCUAGUUUCAACGGCCUGUCCAAUUUGGCGGCUGGGAGAACACAACAAAGGGACAAAGAUGUCAAAGAAGUGGAGCCCAAAUAUCCGGACCCUCUGGUGGGAGCCCCAGCUUCGUUCCAGCAACGACUCAUGGAGCUGGGGGCCCUGGAGGCAGAGACUAUACGUUGGGAGAGGAUCAAGAAAGUGAAGAAAAAGCCAAAACAAGACAGAGAUUCCUAGCUGUGAUACUGAUGUAUUGAUGUUUUAUCAAAUCUUGUCUUCUUCAUGUCAUUUCCAUAGAUACUCUUUGGCUAAGUUCCUUGUUGACGUCACAGAUAAUUGUUGGCGUCGAAGUGAAGACUGUAUUACAUGUAUCUCUUUGAUGUUUGAGAUAUGAGAUAACAGCCUUCUAACUCCUUUUUACAGAGAUACCUACUCACCAACUGUUCGUGAAAAGCUGCUAUAGGCCUCUUUAGUACACAAAGGAGGAAUCAUUGUGGCAACAUGUUACAGUACGUUACACUUCACUCUGUGGAAUAAGCGAGUACUGCUUCAGACUUAUGCUCAUCAGCACACAAUAGCAGUCAUUGAACCUUUAGAUUAAAGCUGGGAUAGAGCAGGGUGGACAGACAGGCAGAACAGAAUUAAAGCUGGUAUAGAGCAGGGUGGACAGACAGGCAGAACAGAAUUAAAGAACGCACGUGCACGUGAACAGAGACACGGCAGAAGGGAGAUGGGGUGGGGGGGGGAGGGAGGUCUCCCUGAGUCAACACGGUCUGAUUUUAUAAUUAUUCAAGUCUCACUUUGUGUUGCAUUUCUUUUGUCGCGAUAGAUUUGUCUCCAAGAGUACUAACACUUCCGGAAUUGAAAAGGGCGUUCCCCUAUCUUUCUCCUGAUUCCUUUUUUAAUAGACCAGAAGUGACCACAAAGUUGGUUAUAAAGAUAAUUGACCUUCCAUACUUUGCUGCAUUCACUUUUUCCAGACAUACAUGCACCUACUUACAGUUGGCUACGGUAUUUAAAAGUUGUAUUUAAAAGUUGAAUGUACUGGAGGCCUGUUGUAGAAUUUCUGGGGGCUUUUUUCUUCUUCAAUUAGGGAAGAUUUUGAGGUGGAGUAAGCAAUUUGGUAGAUAUAUAAUAUGCUUAUCAUUUUUUGUGGGCAUGCGUUUAAGCACACAGUAAGAAAUGUGCUAGUGCGAUUAUGAAAACUAGGAUGUAUAUGUUACAUGUAUUUCAAAUAUGAAUGUUAUAUUUAAAAUAUUUUACGACAUAAUACAAUUAAUUCAUUGUUCACUCGUGAUUCAUAGUGGAUCAAAAUGCUGCUUGCCUGUGCACGUGUUAAUAUGAUACAGCAGAUUGUUAUGGAGCAAGACGUUGACAUGUGGGAUGACAUACAGAAGUUGAAAAGGGAGGUUCUCGACCUUGUUUUGAUUGGAUGUAAUCAUGAACAAGUUCACAGUCAUGAAGCAGUGCCAUACCUUCAGGGCAUGUGAUACUCAUGGCCAUUUCCUGUGGAGUACAUAUUGUGAUGUGCUUCAAUAGGAGUUUCACAGCUGACAAUCUUUGGCAUUUUUAAAAAGGAAACAUGGUUUAAUAGCUUUUACACAAUUACUUUGAAGUCUAGUGUGCUGUUCUUUAAAAGGAAUUUCACCUCUAUGAAGAAGUAAAAGUUCCAUUAUUGUUUGAAGCAAUGAGUAUUUUAUAACAAUGUAUUUUUCUGUAAUUGAUUCGAUGUUUUAGUAAGAAGAAAGGACUUUUGAACGAUUGUUUCUUGUUAAGAUGUAACUUAUUUUCAUGUACUCACUUACCAUAAGAGAGCCUCGUCAAGAAAUCAAACAAAAAGAGUAAGGGGCCUUUAUAAGAGAACAUGUGUCUAUAUGUGUAUAGCUUAUGUAUGUUUGUAUCUUUGAGGGAGAAGGAGAGAAAAAGAGAAGACUGAGAAAACAGAGAAAAUAGCUAUAGGCUGUAGGGAGUGGCAGAUUGCUUCCUUCUUUGUUGAGAAAAAGCUGUUCAUAUUUUGGGUUCUUGGAAAGCAGGGUUUUUUUUAAGUUUAAGAGAAUAAACUAAAAAUCUAUUAACAUCAAUUCACAAUCUCAGUCUGAGAAAGGCAUUAUUCACUUGUGUGGAGGACAGUAAUU
This is a messenger RNA of Aplysia californica (California sea hare), 3657 nucleotides long. Its product is annotated as AAC-rich mRNA clone AAC11 protein. NCBI's taxonomy places the organism in Eukaryota, Metazoa, Mollusca, Gastropoda, Aplysiida, Aplysiidae. The record is from RefSeq and is a predicted model, not a curated record.